This is a messenger RNA of Cyprinodon tularosa, 1926 nucleotides long. It is a transcript of the gene oatx, whose product is annotated as organic anion transporter X. Gene Ontology annotation, cellular component: membrane. Gene Ontology annotation, biological process: transmembrane transport. The transcript is spliced from 15 exons. NCBI's taxonomy places the organism in Eukaryota, Metazoa, Chordata, Actinopteri, Cyprinodontiformes, Cyprinodontidae. Bases 310 to 1911 code for a protein of 533 amino acids. The record is from RefSeq and is a predicted model, not a curated record. Gene Ontology annotation, molecular function: transmembrane transporter activity.
CUAGGACAGGACCGGCUGGAACUCGUACAGUCUGACACAAUAUUGAGGCGCUUUCAGGUUUUCUGCCCAGAUCAGCACAGAGUAAAGCAGGUUGUAUUUGAUGGAAGAUUAACUUUCAGGAGACUCAUUGAUCUGGAGAAGAUCAGGAACAGGAUAGCUUCUGGUUUUCUCCUUUCAAUCAUUAAUGUUCAACAGGCUUUCCUCUGCUGCUCUCCACACCCCUAAACUCCCUCCGUUCUCUCUGUCCGGUCUGUCCAGUUGCCCAGCAGCCUUCAGACUAACACUCUGGUCCUUCCUCUUCUCACUGAGAUGGGGUUCACAGACCUGCUAGAAGAGGUGGGCGGUUUUGGCAGGUACCAGUGGAUCCAUGUCACCCUAAUCAGUUUACCCGGUCUGAUGAUGGCGAGUCAGAACCUACUGAACAACUUUGUCUCAGGAGUCCCAACCCAUCACUGCAACCCUGUCACCAAUCAGAGCCUGGACGACCUGGCGUUCUCCUUCCAGGUGGACAAGCAGCAGCUGCUGAAAGUCUUUAUUCCUCCAGAUCCUUCAGGAAAUAGACUUGACCGCUGCAGGAGGUAUGUGGAGCCUCAGUGGCAUCUGUUGCACCUGAACGGCUCUUUGAAUGUCAGCCAGCUCCAGACUGAAGGAUGUGUUGACGGAUGGAGCUUCGACCAAUCAGAGUUUUCUGCAACCACCGUCUCCGAGUGGGACCUGGUCUGUUCAAUGCGUCCCCUCAAACAGAUGAUCCAGACCAUCUAUAUGGGUGGAGUAUUAGCAGGAGCCAUCAUUUAUGGUGGCCUAUCUGACAGGUUUGGAAGGAAGACUGUCCUUAUAUGGUCCUAUCUACAGCUGGCGGUGCUGGGUUGUAGCGCUGCCCUUUCUCCUUCAUACACAGCCUACUGUAUCUUCAGGGCCCUGAGCGGGAUGGCAGUGUCUGGAAUCAUCCUCAAUGGAGUCUCCCUCAAGGUGGAGUGGAUCCCUACCAAAACGAGGACAGUAGUGGGAACGCUCACCUCCUUCUUCUUCACCUUUGGUCAGAUGAUCUUGGCAGGCCUUGCCUAUUGGCUGAGAGACUGGAGGAAGCUACAGGUGGUCGUUUGUGCUCCUCAGUUCUUGUUUUUUGCCUACAGCUGGUGGUAUGCAGAGUCAGCUCGUUGGUUGGUGCUAAACCGUCAGUCUGAGAAGGCCUUGAAGAGUCUCCACAGAGUUGCUCGGAUCAAUCAGAAACCAGAGAUCAUCAACAAACUGACCCUGGAGGUUCUGAAGUCUCACAUGAGCAAAGAGAUUGAAUCAAGUCGGUCAUCGUUUACAGCCGUUGAUCUGCUGAAAACCAGGCGGAUAAGACGCAUCUCCAUCUGUCUGGUCGCUGUCUGGUUCUCCACCAGUUUUGCAUAUUAUGGUUUGGCAAUGGACCUGCAGAAGUUUGGGGUGAGUAUUUACCUGAUGCAGAUCAUCUUUGGAGCUGUGGAUAUCCCUGCCAAAUUCAUGGCUCUGGGCCUGCUCAGUUACCUGGGGCGACGGGUGUCUCAAGUGUUGUGUCUCUUCCUGUCGGCCCUCAUCAUCUUCGCCAACAUCUUUGUCCCUACAGAGAUGCAGACCCUAAGAACCACCUUGGCUUGUCUGGGUAAAGCCUUCACUUCGGCCUCCUUCACCACCGUCUACCUUUACACUGGAGAGCUUUAUCCCACCGUCAUCAGGCAGACAGGAAUGGGCUUUGUCUCCAUGAUGGCGAGGAUUGGCAGCAUGGCGGCCCCUGCAGUCCUGAUCCUGGACGAGGUUUUUCCUGCACUACCCAGUAUAAUCUAUGGGGGCGCUGCAGUGCUGGCUAGUGGCUUUGCCUGCUUCCUGCCAGAGACACUCAACAAGCCGCUGCCUGAUACCAUUGAAGAUGUGGAGGAAAGCAGGUGAGCUGCUGACCCAAAG